AUGGCAAUCAUUUAUGUGAAAAACAAGUUGAAGAAUUGGAAAGCUGAUUGCAUGAUUUUGCGUGGUGCUUAUUUGCAUGUAAGGUGUUCGGUGCAUAUUAUUAAUUUGAUUGUUAAUGAUGGGUUGAAGGAGUUUAACCACUCCAUAGCAAGUAUUCGAAAUGCUAUAAAAAAUUUUCGAUCAUCUCCUUCUAGGCAUAUGAAGUUUAAAGCUUGUAUUGAAAGAGAGAAGAUUGGUUGCAAAAAGCUUGCCAUUCUAGAUGUACCCACUAUAUGGAAUUCAACCUUUUUAAUGUUGGGCAGUGCAUUGAAUUUUCAGAAAGCAUUUGAACGGAUGGAGGAAGAGGAUGGAUUUUAUUAUAAAUAUUUUGACGAGCGUGAAAAUGGACACGAAAGAGAAGGACCACCUACUAGUGAUGAUUGGGAUGAGGUCAAGUUUGACAAGUAUUGGGGCACAAUUGAGAAAAUAAACAAGCUUUUACUUUUAGCAAUUGUACUUGAUCCGAGAUACAAAUUUGAGUAUGUUGCAUAUUGUGCGAGUAUCUUAUAUAAUGAAAACAAGGUGGAUGUGUUAAAGAGUGAAGUUAUGAAAAUGUUGUAUGCUUUAUACAAUGAAUACAAGGGACGACAUGGUAUUGAUGAUGGAAUUGGUGGUCAUAAUUCUAAUAAUGGACUAACUUCUGUUGAUGGUUCAGAUGAUGAUGAAGAUGGAGAUAGAGAUGAUAUGAGUCCAUUUAAUAAAGUUGACAUAGGGUACAAAAAAUUGAAAACUAGCAAUGUGGAUUUACCUGGAAAAGACGAGAUUCAAAAAUAUUUAGGAGAAAGUAUUGAAGACCCUACAAAUGAAAAUUUUGACAUUUUAUAUUGGUGGAAGAUUAAUAGUGAAAGUUUUAGUACUUUAUCUGAGAUAGCAAGGGAUGUGCUUGUCAUUCCUGUCUCUACGGUUGCUUCUGAGUCAGCAUUUAGCCCGAGUGGACAAAUUCUUGAUUCAUUUAGGAGUUCUUUAACUCCUAAAACAGUUGAGGCAUUAAUUUGCACACAAAAUUGGUUACGUGGAGAAUCUGGACUUUUGAAACCUAUGCACAUCAAUCUGAAAGGAAUUUUGAACCUAGGGCCCUUAAGUGUGUUUUCUGGGGCUAUGGUAAAAGGGUAUAGACUUUGGAAUACUGAAGAAAUGAGUCGGACUGAACAUGUAGUAAGGGAAACUGAAAUUGAGGUGGAGCAAGUUAAUACUGAUAAUCUGCAUGCUGAUCAGAUUGUUAAUAGUGAUGUUCAGGCCCAAAAUAAUGAUGAAAAUCACCAAUCUGAAUUUGAUUUAGAAGGGUUCAUUGAGAAUGAACCUGCGUCCUUUAAAGAUGCUAUGAGUAGCAAGGACUCUAAGCAUUGA
Olea europaea var. sylvestris is the source of this 1386-nucleotide messenger RNA. Its product is annotated as zinc finger BED domain-containing protein RICESLEEPER 2-like. The transcript is spliced from 5 exons. Bases 1 to 1386 code for a protein of 461 amino acids. The record is from RefSeq and is a predicted model, not a curated record. Lineage: Eukaryota; Viridiplantae; Streptophyta; Magnoliopsida; Lamiales; Oleaceae. Gene Ontology annotation, molecular function: protein dimerization activity; DNA binding.